Messenger RNA from Aaosphaeria arxii CBS 175.79, 1129 nucleotides. RefSeq lists its product as uncharacterized. Gene Ontology annotation, cellular component: cytosol. The coding region runs from base 80 to 1129 and encodes 349 amino acids. The record is from RefSeq and is a predicted model, not a curated record. NCBI's taxonomy places the organism in Eukaryota, Fungi, Ascomycota, Dothideomycetes, Pleosporales. Gene Ontology annotation, molecular function: glyoxylate reductase (NADPH) activity; hydroxypyruvate reductase [NAD(P)H] activity; NAD binding. The transcript has 3 exons.
AUCGGAAAGAAAUCGUCUGAAUGUAAAGGAAGUGUCCCCUUUGACGUGCUUGAGCAGUUCUCCCUUGCAUACUCGCAGAAUGCCUCCCGAGAGCUUUACUGUCCUCCACAUUGGAGAUGACAUUAAAUAUAAUCCAGACCUCUACAAAACGUUCUCUUCUAAAUUUAAGAUCAUACAACCCUCCUUAGAAGAGCGACACCGUUCGAAUUUCAUUUCUGCUCUCAAGGAGAAACGAUGGGGUGACUUUCACGCCGUUUUCCGUCCAUUUUGGAACUCUGGCGGAGAAAUGGGUCGCUGGGAUCAGGCAGAACUGGUCCCUCACCUGCCAAAAACCUGCAAAAUCUUCGCCUCGGCUGGUGCAGGAUACGAUUGGGCAGAUAUACCGACACUCAGCUCGCAUGGAAUAGUCUACUGUAACGGCGCCCGUGCUUCCAGCGAGGCAGUCGCUGACAUGGCAAUCUGGCACCUUCUCUCGGUGUUCCGGAACUUGAUAUGGUCUGCUGAGGCCGCAAAGUCAGGAGACGUCGAGCAGUUCAAAGAUGCACACAAGAACCAGAAAGAGACGGCUUACAAUCCGCGAGGCCAUACUGUUGGGAUCAUUGGCCUUGGUAACAUCGGUUACACAAUUGCGGAGAAGGCGUUCCGCGGAUUCGGAAUGAAGGUACUGUAUCACGAUAUCGUUCGCAAGUCGGAGGUCCAGGAGUCCGCAGUGCAAGCGACAUAUUAUCCAGAAUUGGACGAGAUGCUCGCGGUUGCCGAUUGUGUUGUGCUUGCAACGCCGUUCUUUGGAUCUAUACUUAUCACCACAGAGCGUCUUGCUAAGUUCAAACGUGGAAGUCGGUUCGUCAACAUUGCGCGGGGCACGCUGGUGGACGAAGAUGCUCUAGUUAGUGCUUUGAAAUCCGGACACAUCUUCGCAGCUGGGCUGGACGUCCAUGCCAACGAGCCUCAUGUUCAUCAGGAGCUUACGAAGAUGCGCAAUGUGACACUGACCUGCCACAAUGCUGGCGGCGCAUGGGAUACAGCUAGUGGAUUUGAGAGUCUGGCAAUGGAGAAUAUCGAGGCUUUCCUAUUGAAUGGACAGGCGUUGACGCCGGUGAAUGCGCACUUGAUCGAAAUGAAUAAGUAG